Messenger RNA from Toxorhynchites rutilus septentrionalis, 810 nucleotides. RefSeq lists its product as uncharacterized. The transcript has 5 exons. Lineage: Eukaryota; Metazoa; Arthropoda; Insecta; Diptera; Culicidae. The record is from RefSeq and is a predicted model, not a curated record. Bases 88 to 708 code for a protein of 206 amino acids.
GUUAGGUCGAUAUUUUGUUCGUCGACUGGAUUGUGGGUAGUGUUGAAGUGCCAACAUUGUAAUCUGCGACAUUAUAAAAAGCUGGAAAUGGAAAACUAUGAAAAAUAUCGUGAUAUAAACUUGUCAGAAUUGCAAAAUGAAUCUUCUAUACUGACAUCCGAAAUAGAGUCCAGGGCACACGACGCUGUUUACUCGAGAGAUGCUCUAAUGAUAACGUUUUUUCAAAACAACGCUUUACAUGUCGAGAUUGAAGCAUAUUUGGAUUAUCUGAAAAUCCACACAUUCGAGAUUCAAACUUUGCAAAUUGAUCAGCAAACACCGGAAGAUGAGCUUGAUUCGGAAAUUCGAGAGAUGAAAAAAAUGUUACAAGAAGCAAUUAAUGGAAUUCGGCAGUACGCCAAUAAAACGGAUUCUGGCAGCUGGAAUGUAAUUAGCGUUGUGCGUGAUAACAUCAAAGUUCUGCAGCAAGAAUAUUCCAAAUGCUUGGCAGAAAAGCAAAACAUUCUACAGCUUCGUGAACAAGAGGAAGCGGAUAUUCUCGCUGAACAGGAGCAAAUUAAGAUCAUCUUCGAGGCCCUGAGAAAUCAACUCACGGAAGAGGUCGCGAUCCAUAGCGAGGUAAUGUUGGAAUACAAUAAUCUGUUGUCCGAAUUAAGCUUAAAAUCUCGAAUGCUGAAGGAAGCAAUCGGAACCACGAAAAACAACUAGAUGUAAUAAUUUAUUAUUUACGGAACGUAAAUGUGUAAAAUUUUAAUGUCAAAUGACUGGAAGUUUGUGCUUACCGUUGAUAAUACAAACCAUUCAAAAAUA